GCGCACUGUUUUUGUCUUUUUUUGGUCAUAAAUCAAAUAUUUCAAUUGAUACCACAAAAUAAUUUAUAAGCACUGGUAUGUCGAGACACGAAGCAGUUAUAAUGGCAGCCGAGGCCAACAAGAAAGCCGAGUCAGGUCACUACUACGCGGCCAUUGAACUAUACUCGCGGGCCAUCGAUUUAUAUCCAUUUGAUUACCGAUUUUAUUUGAAUCGCGCCUAUUGUUAUGAAAAGAUAGAUCUCUUUCAUUUGGCGUUUACCGACUCAGAGGAGGCCAUCAAACAGCAGCCAAAUAUCGAGAAGUGUUACUUUCGAAAGGCUCGGGCAUUGACUGGACUUCGAGAGUAUCAGAGAGCAGAGGAAACAUAUAAAAUGGUAUUAAAAACAAACCCCAAUUGUCCGGAAACAAGACGAGACUUAAUACAAGUUCGUUGUGAAGCACUACAGGAUAUGGGCUUUGAUCGAGAAAUGGCCAUCAAAUCAGCGAUGACUUCAGACUCAAUUCGUGAAGCCAUUGACCAACUACUGGCCACCGCUGCAACUAAUGAAGACGUCUAUAACAAUGCCAAUCAAUUACCAGUUGAUAACUAUGUUGACGCAAACACUGCCAAUAAUAACGGUUACACUUCGGAUUUGACCGCCGAUGAUGACAACAGUGAUGACAAUAACGACACUUUUCCCAAUCUAACGAGUAUUGGCGGAGAGGAUUUGACCACUCAAUAUGAACCGGGUUUUCGAUAUGCAGACAAAGCCCGUAAAUGGGCUCAAGUGGUUGAAUCGAUACCAACACAAUCAUCGGAUAUUCCGCCGCAAAAAGCGAAGACAAACUUAGAAAUCAACGAUUACUUAAAGCCAACGAACCAAAUGACAGCUCCGGUGGUCUUGAGAUCCGACGAUAGACUACAUAAGCCGACAAACAUUUGGAAUUAUAACGGACUGAGAGUAGAGAACGUGAUCGCAGACUACAAGAAAGCACUUCUCAAGAGAUUCAGUGUCUACGGCAAAGUCAAAUCACUGGAACCGAUGCGCAAUUCGCGGACCACUAUUUGGGUAUACUAUGACAAUCCUGUGUCGCCCGUGGAGGCCAUCGCCGGUUUACAAGGUGUCGCUUUGGCCGACAUUUGUUGCUAUCAAAGGGGCGAACCGUUGCCAAUUCGGCUGUACUUUGCGCCGACCAAUGACCAGCCGGAGCUCAAGUUUUGUCGACCGAAACAACCGGCAGAUAAUAAGGGUGAGUGUUAUUACUGGCGGACAACUAACUGUAGUCUCGAUGACAAGUGUCAGCUCUUACACAUCGACGCCAAUAAACACAUCGACGCUCAGGUUUGGAUGAAAACCAGAGAUUCAAAGGCUGUCUAAAUAAAUGAUAAAAAAACAACUAUUCCUCA
Messenger RNA from Oppia nitens, 1387 nucleotides. RefSeq lists its product as uncharacterized. Gene Ontology annotation, molecular function: protein binding. The transcript is spliced from 2 exons. The coding region runs from base 78 to 1358 and encodes 426 amino acids. The record is from RefSeq and is a predicted model, not a curated record. Lineage: Eukaryota; Metazoa; Arthropoda; Arachnida; Sarcoptiformes; Oppiidae.